UGAUUUUCUACGUUUCGCCCUUCUGAUAUUACGUCCUGAAAAAAUGAUAUGGAUAUCUGCACCACUAGCUUUGUUAUCAUAAACAUUGUCUUCAACAAUAGCACCUGUAUAGUUAAUAAAAGUUAUAACUAGUUCUUCAACUAUUGUUUGAAAGACAUGUUUAAAAAACAUUGGGGAAGCGCUAAGCAAUAUUGUGCCGAACCGGAGCAUGAUCCUUAUGAACACUUGUACCGCAAGGCGGAAAUGUAUUCUGAGUACAUGGGCGAUACUUCUUUUAAGCUUCCACAAAUCGAAGAACAACUGGCAGAUCCGAUUGACUUUGCGGAGACGAUCGAUAGUAUUGAUUUGCCGGCACAUCGUUUGACGGGGAGAGUUCGUUGUCAGUAUUUAAAUUACCUCGAAAAUUUACUUACUGGUAACUACAAGGCAUGGACAAGCACCGUGAGCUCGUAUGAAAAUGUGACAUUUACGCCUGCUGAAGUCAAACGAUGCGCCGCCAGCCUCGAAAUGCAAGCGGUCAAAUCAUGUAUGAUUGUAUCGCUUUAUAGAAACUGCAUACUCAAAAUGAUAUCUCAAAUUCGAAAAGAAACGAAAGAUUCCUACUUGCAUCCACAUUUAAUAAAUAUGAAAUUUACACCAAAGAUAACUAUAAAGGAAGCCUGCGAUGUUGAAGUGCAAACUGAUACAGAUUUACUGUUCCUACAAACUUUGCCCAAAGUAGCCUGUGAUCUUCCGUUACGCGAUGUGCAGACUAUGUCACUUGAUGAGAAAAUACGCAGCUUUGAGAAAAGCAUCCAUUUGCCGGAUACGACUCAGCCAUGUAAGAAAAGUCGCAAAGAGCCAUCAAAAAGGGACAAGCGAGCGACGCGUAGUAAAUAUAGCCGAAAGGAACAGAUUUGUAAACGAAAACCUGAGCUAACAAUUCCUGAAAAAGGUCAUUCAAAUAUGAUGCCUGGAUCGACUUUGUUUAACAAUAAUAAUAAUACAACUAUUACAAAAUCUAAUAACGCAAAUGAUGAUGACAGUAUUAUGCGGGAACUAGAGGCAAUGUUUGAAACUGGUGACGAUGAAAAUAUAUUUGACUCUUGCGAAAAUCAAGUUCAAAUUAAAGCAAUCAUCAAUGAAAUUGAAAAAUUUGAUCCAUCUAAUAUUGUUGAGCAAUCUAUUAACUGUAAGGUUCCGAUUCAGCCUGAGGUUAUUCCAUUGUCUCCGAAAAUAAAUUUUGUUGAUCAUCGGAUUGAUACAUUUUCAAAAAGCGAAGAAGAAGAUCUCAAGAAAAGUAUUUGGCCGUGUGAAUUUCACAUGCAAAAACUUAAACUGCGCGAGAUACUGACAAAUAUUGUGGACAUUAAUUAUCAACGGUACGAGCGAAUUCGUUCCAGAUUCCUUGUUCUGUUUGGUGAACGAGAUCAAGAAGAGGACGAAUUAGGUCCCUAUAGUCCAUCGAUAGAAUUAAACGAUAUUUUAAUAGCCAGUUGUCGACAACGCAUCGCAAAGUGGGUUGUCCAAGGGCUUAUGAAACCACUCAACGAUGGCCUAAUCGGAAAUAGAUAUUUGUUCAAGAAGCUAGCUAAGUAUAUUGCAGAUGGUAUAAUAUAUCAAAAUCAGUACCCAGAUCAACAGUUUAUAAAAAAAUAUAUUGUUGAAUACUUCUGUACGCACCAAGCAGUACUCUCUACCGAGGAUUUGAAUCACUGAUGAUGCCAAUUAUGUAUACAAGCAUUUGAAAUUUUAAACUAUUACAUAUUUUCAAUGUUGAUACAAUGCAAUGGGAUCACUAAGAAUCCCAAAACAGAAAUCGUUGGCGAAAGUGAUUCAAAUAAUCAGCUAUAAUUACUUUUAACGAAUAAAGUAAAAA
Malaya genurostris is the source of this 1858-nucleotide messenger RNA. RefSeq lists its product as uncharacterized. The coding region runs from base 157 to 1698 and encodes 513 amino acids. NCBI's taxonomy places the organism in Eukaryota, Metazoa, Arthropoda, Insecta, Diptera, Culicidae. The record is from RefSeq and is a predicted model, not a curated record. The transcript has 5 exons.